AUGCCGAGUCUCUCAAACGAGAGUGAGGAAGGUGCGGUAUUGCGAACGGCCGAUGAAGAGGAAGCGAAAGAAAAGCGGUCAUGGAGAAAACUUGUUUCUGAAGGAAACGAAGACGUUGCCGUGUGUCGAAUCUGCCAUAGCGGAGAAUUCUCAAGUCCAACGAAAGGUGAACCUCUGAUCUCACCGUGCAACUGCCGCGGAACCGUUGGGGUCUGUCAUCGUACCUGCUUGGAGAAGUGGUUGUCUUCCUCGAACACGGACAAAUGCGAACUCUGCAAUUACCACUAUUCUACCGAACGAAGACCCAAGCCUUUAUUACAGCCUUUUGACAAUAGAGCAGCGAUGAGUUUCUACAUGCAGAAGCUAGAAGGAAUUGUGCAGCGAUGGAACUGCGACGGCCAGAUCGUCUUGACCUUCCUGAUGCAUCCCGGCAGCCCUUCGGUUCGACGCAAUCUAAUAGCUGAUAUCGUUUGUUGGAUAGUGCUGACUCCGCUUGCGGUUGCGAGUACGUGGCUUUGCGUUUGUGGCGCGGUUCAUUACGCGCAGCUCGGCAUCAACAGCAUCGAAGUCCCCGGUCUCAUCUCCUUGGCAAUUUUCUUGCUUGUCACAUAUUCCGUCUGGCUGACGGUAAGUAUGAGUUGCAUUUCGCCGCAGCGAAUGGACUUUAGGGUCGGAUGUGAGAUUUGGUUUACAUAUACAUAUAGCCGGACAGUGGUUUUCGGCAAAUUUGCCCAGUGUUGUUCAAAAGAGCGACUCUUGUAUAUUGUUAUUACUAGCCUUGACGUAAGGAUGGAGGUCAGUGUCGAGAAAAUAUGA
Soboliphyme baturini is the source of this 816-nucleotide messenger RNA. The record is from the annotation of a GenBank genome assembly. NCBI's taxonomy places the organism in Eukaryota, Metazoa, Nematoda, Enoplea, Dioctophymatida, Soboliphymatidae.